Molecule: messenger RNA, 1368 nt
Organism: Penicillium waksmanii
Lineage: Eukaryota; Fungi; Ascomycota; Eurotiomycetes; Eurotiales; Aspergillaceae
Product: glycoside hydrolase family 76 protein
Exons: 3
Coding region: 1-1368 (455 amino acids)
Biological process (GO): fungal-type cell wall biogenesis; carbohydrate catabolic process
Molecular function (GO): mannan endo-1,6-alpha-mannosidase activity
Source: RefSeq, a predicted model, not a curated record
AUGGCGGGCCAUACCACUCGGCCCUCAUGGAUGGGCCUUUUUGCCUUGGGCCUGGCCAGCCUAUCAUCUGUCCAAGCUCUGGACUUGGAUGCAAGUAACGAUGAGUCCGUCAAGAAAGCAGCCAAGAUCGUCGCGACCGACAUGAUGAGCUACUAUACUGGUUAUCGACCUGGCGACAACCCCGGUAACUUGCCCGAUCCUUACUACUGGUGGGAAGCCGGUGCGAUGUUCAACGCUAUUGUCGAUUAUUGGUUUGUGACUGGCGACGACCAAUGGAAUGAGUGGACCAUCCAGGGUCUUUUAUGGCAGGCUGGUGACAGCGCUGCUUUCAUGCCGAAUAACCAAACGAAGACGGAAGGAAACGAUGACCAGGCUUUCUGGGGAUUCACAGCCAUGUCUGCCGCGGAACGAAACUUCCCAAAUCCUCCUGAUGACAAGCCGGGCUGGCUGGAAAUGGCUCAAGCAACCUUCAAUACGCAGGCUCCGCGCUGGGACGACUCUUCUUGCGGAGGUGGAUUGAGAUGGCAGAUCUUCACAUGGAACAACGGAUAUAACUACAAGAACACUAUUUCUACCGGUGGUUUCUUCAACUUGGCUGCGCGUCUUGCGAGAUAUACCGGCAACCAAACUUACGCCGAUUGGGCUGAGAGAGCGUGGGACUGGACUUAUAAUGUCGGAUUUAUGACUCACGAAUAUCACUUCUGGGACGGCGCAAGUGAUUUGAGCAACUGCACCGACAUGAACAAGAUUGAGUGGACCUACAACGCUGGUGUCUAUCUCUUGGGUGCAGCCAACAUGUAUAAUCUGACAGAAGACCAGAAAUGGAAGGAGAGGACCCAGAAAGUCCUCGAUGCGACCGAUGUCUUCUUCCAAAAGAACAUUAUGUACGAACGCGCAUGCGAGACAGUGAAUACCUGCAUGGUGGACCAACGUUCAUUCAAAGGCUAUCUUGCCCGAUGGAUGGCAGCCACCACUCAAAUGGCCCCAUUUACCUACGAUCAAAUCAUGCCCAAACUCAAAGCCACUGCAGAAGCAGCAGCCAAGACCUGUACUGGUGGACCUAAGGGAAGUUCGUGUGGAAUGAAAUGGACGGAGAAGAAAUGGGACAACACGAGAGAUUUUGGUCAACAGAUGGCAGCCCUGGAGGCUAUCCAGUCGAAUCUUGUUACGCGUGUUGCUGCUCCAUUUACAGAUAAUGACGGCGGCACUAGUAAAGGUGAUCCCGGUGCUGGAGGCAAGCCAGAACAGCCAAAGCCUGGCUCUUUGAUGCGUGAUAUCACUACGGCAGACCGUGCCGGUGCUGGUAUUUUGACAGCCAUGAUGAUGGUUGCCAUCGGUGGCUCAGCUGGAUGGUUAUGUUGGGAGUAG